Effrenium voratum is the source of this 1570-nucleotide messenger RNA. The record is from the annotation of a GenBank genome assembly. NCBI's taxonomy places the organism in Eukaryota, Dinophyceae, Suessiales, Symbiodiniaceae.
AGAAACCGUUCAGGCUCAAAUACCGAGACCUGGCGUGGACGUGCCAACAUGCCGGUCAGGACCUAGGAACAUCUUCGCCAUGCCCUGGGCCCCGGCCCGCGGCCUCGCCGCGUCUGGUCUCCGGCGGCUGUGGCGCCCGGUCUCGGCGCUGGGGCUGGGGGGCCUGAGCCUGGGCCUCCGCAGACCGGCGCAGGCGGAGGAGCCAGAUGUAACGCAGCUGCUGCGGAGGGCCGCCCCGCUGAGCUGGCAGGAGGAGCUGGAGACGGGCAGAUCGGUGCUGGAGCAGGUGCAGCAGGUGCUGCAGGCCCACUUCGGGCAUCUGCGGCUCGGAGCGCUGGACCCCGCGGCGGUGUUCUUCAGCGUGCUGGCGAAGCGGGAGCUGCGCACCCCCCAGUGGAAGCAGGACCAGGUGAACAGCUCCCGCCUGGCCGUGCAUGACCUCAAAGGAGACGUGCUCUUCUUUGAAGAGCUGCUGCGCUAUGCGCGCCUGGCCGAUGCGGCCUAUCUCCCCGACGAGGCCUCGGUGAGUGGGGCGCUGGAGCCGGGCUUCGAGCUGCUGGCCGGGAGCUGCGCGGCGCGGCCCCAGCGCCCCGCGCACUUCUUGGCGAAGAGCGCGGAGGCGGGCAAGGUGGUGCUGGUUGUCCGUGGCACCCAAACUCUCGCGGACUGCCUCACGGACUGCCUGUGCGACGGGCAGAGCCUGGGCUCCGGCGGCCUCGCGCACCGCGGCGCCGCGGUGGCGGCGGAGUGGCUGGUGCGGGAGUACGGGGAGGCCCUGCGGUUCCUGGAAGAGCGGGGCUACGAGGUGGUGCUGGUGGGCCACUCCCUGGGCGCGGCGGUGGCCGCGAGCUGCGCCGUGCAGCUGCGCAGCCACGGCGGCGGAUUGAGCGUCCGGUGCGUUUGCUUCGCGCCCCCUGCUACGGUGGACCCCAGCACCGCAUUGGACUGCAAAGGUUACGUGACCAGCGUGGUGCACGACGACGACGUCAUCCCCCGCAUGCAGAUCCGGUCCCUGCUGCAGCUGUACCAUGACGUGGGGUCCUACAAUUGGCUGCCGCGGGCCUUGGAGAUGGUGCGGAACUUGCGCCAGGACCCACAAGGCUGGGUGCUGGAGUAUGGGGACUACGCCUUUGGGCUUCCCCUCGAGGAGCGUCUGGAGUCCUUGUGGAGGGCGCAGCUGGAGAAGUCCAAAGAGUUGAAGGAGGUGGAGGCGGAGUACGGCCACAUCCAGCCCCUGCGCAUCCCCGGCUUCGUGGUGCACCUCUACCGCUCUCCCAGCGAAUGCGGCUACGGGGCCACCCAGGAGGAGGCUGCGGCGCUGGAGCACAUCGAGCUGUCCCCCACCAUGGUCACGGACCACAUGCUGGACGCCUACAUCGAGGCUUUGGCACGGCUCUUGGCAGAGGCGGAGGAUCUGCACAAAGAGGACCUCCAGACGCUGCGCCGCAUUCUGCCGGAGCUGUCGGAGGAGGCCCAGCAGACCGCCGCCUUCUACACCAAAUCCGCCCGCGAGUUGGUGGCCAAGGCGCGGAGCAAGCUGCAGCAACGGCCCGACACCAGCUGAGCAGAA